AACAUGAUCUUAUUUUUGUUAUAUUCUAUUCUUUGAUAUUUGAUAUUUGAUAUUUGGUGCUCGUGUGAAAUUGUUCCGUUAACGUUUGUGUUCGUUGGUGCAGCUCACAGAACAUUUCACUGCAGCUGGUUUCACAUUGUUCUGUUGUUCUGUUGGGUUCUGUUCCACGAGGCAGGAGAAGACUUGUAUGAGUUAGUAGAAGUAUUGAUGAUGAUGCGAGGGUCAGGCUGCAGCACAUUGAUCUCUAUGAGAUGUAUAUUCACAUAUCUUCAGUACGCAGAGACGUGAGAGUGAAGAAGCUCUACAUCGGCUCCAUGGAGAUCAGGAACCAGGCUUUCCUGCUGGACUACGAGGACCCCGGCAGUCCUCUGUUCUCUCAGCUGGCCUCUCUGGUCAGCAGACAGCUGAAGCUGAUUUACUCCAAGAACUCCGUGCUGGCGAAACACUUCAAAGGCUCCACAGUCCAGGCCUUCAGUGAGGGCGACGGUGGUGAAGGCGUCGUAGCGUACUACGAGUCAGAGUUUGACGUGCACAUGCUCCAGCAGGCGUCGCUGGACGAAGCCGUCGAGUCUCUGGAGCCGGGGACAGGAAGUCAGCAGAAACAAGGACGAGUAAUGCUGAUACCCACUGACGCCCUGAACGUCAACAACGUCAUCUCACGAGCGAUCGACCCACGCAUGACGAGGAACUCUUUGUCUGUGAAGGAGCAGUUCAACCUCCACGUCAGCUCAGCGGGGGGCAUCCAGUCUCCGGGGUUCCCCGACUCCUCGUACCCGCCCAAUGUCUACCUGCAGUGGAGGCUGAGGGCCGACCCGGGCCACCGAGUCCGCCUGGACUUCCACACUCUGAUCCUGGAGGACGACUGUCGGAAGGACUUCAUCCAGAUCUACGACUCGCUGGCUCCGAUCCGGAAGCGGGUCCUGACAGAGCAGUGUGGGUACCCUCAUGACUCCCUGUCCUUCCUGUCCUCUGGGAACGUCCUGCUGCUGCUCCUGAUCACCAGCGAGGAGAAGAACUUCCCCGGCUUCAGAGCCAACUACUCCCAGAUCCCUGCAGCGCAACAAAAGUGUGGAGGAACGCUGACUGGAGACAAAGGAUCCUUCUCGUCACCUUUCUUCCCCUCCAACUAUCCUCCAGAAACCAAAUGUGUCUGGAACAUCGAGGCCCCAAAAGAAAAGUUUUUGAAGGUUCAGUUCAAGACGUUCUCCUUAGGAAACUACAGCAGGCAGUGUCUCAAAGACUAUGUGGAUGUCAACGGUGAAAGACUGUGUGGCAGGAAAUUGAAAAGCAGCGUGAUCACCAGCCGAAGCAACAUGAUGACCAUCAAAUUCAACUCUGACUCGUCCUACGUUGACCAGGGCUUCACCGCCGAGUACGAAGCCUUUGUCCCAACUAAUCCUUGUCCUGGGAGGUUCCAGUGCACCAACAACCUGUGCAUCAACCAGACUCUGCAGUGUGACGGCUGGAACGACUGUGGAGACGGCAGCGACGAGGACAACUGCACGUGCGAGGCGUCUCAGAUGAAGUGUAAAAAUGGCCGCUGUAAACCCAAGUUCUGGGAGUGCGAUGGGUUCGACGACUGCGGAGACAAAACCGAUGAGGAGAACUGUGUAAAAUGCAAACCAGGAGAGUUUUCCUGCAGAAACAACCGCUGCAUCCCAGAGACGUUAAAGUGUAACGGAGAGGACGACUGCUCGGACGGAUCGGAUGAGUCCACAUGUGCGAAAUCUCUGGUGUUGCAGCAGUGUUCAGAGUUCACCUUCCGCUGCAGGAACGGACGCUGCAUCAGUAAACUGAACCCAGAGUGUGACGGCGAGCGGGACUGUGAGGACGGCUCUGAUGAGGACGACUGCCAGUGCGGGACGAAGCCGUACCGGAGCUCUCGUAUCGUCGGCGGUCAGGCGUCCCGGGAGGGCGAGUGGCCGUGGCAGGUCAGCCUCCACAUCAGAGGCACCGGUCACGUGUGCGGAGCGUCCAUGUUGAAUAACCGCUGGAUGCUGACCGCCGCUCACUGCGUCCAGGACAACGGACCAAACAAGUACUCCCAGGCGGACCAAUGGGAGGUCUUGCUGGGUCUCAAUGUGCAGAGUCAGACCAACGAGUGGACGGUGAGGAGGAACGUGAAGCGGAUCGUCGCUCACCCCGACUACAACCCCUUCACCUACGACAACGACAUCGCUGUGAUGGAGCUGAACGCCGACGUCACCCUCAACCAGAACAUCUGGCCCAUCUGUCUGCCCUCCACCACCUACGACUUCCCAGCAGGCCGAGAGGCGUGGAUCACAGGCUGGGGGGCCACCAGAGAGGGAGGCCGGGCUGCGACCGUGCUGCAGAAGGCGGAGGUUCGGAUCAUCAACAGCACGGUGUGUAAGAGUCUGAUGGACGACGAGGUCACCGACAGGAUGCUGUGUGCCGGCGUCCUCAAAGGAGGCGUGGACGCCUGUCAGGGCGACUCCGGCGGCCCGCUAUCCGUCACCGGCCCCAGUGGGCGGGUCUUCCUGGCCGGCGUGGUGAGCUGGGGCGACGGCUGCGCUCGCAGGAAUAAACCCGGCGUCUACACCCGAGUCACCAAAUACCGCCGCUGGAUCACGGAGCAGACGGGAGUGUAGGGCUGAACGAGACGGUUCCUGUCCAUGUUCACGGCACAAUCUGUCAAUCAAACAUUCUAUAAUCAUCUAUAACUCAACGAAGCAGAAGCUGAGAACUCCUGACUGUCCUUUCUUUCUUUAAGUCAAUGAAUCUGAGAUCACAACCUGAUCGUCUCCUUUUUAUAGAUAUCAUAGUAAUAAUAUUAAGUGCACGUUCUCCUGUUAUAAUGAAACGUAGAAGUUGAACUUGGAAGUUAAGAUAAUUAAAUGUUAUUGAUAAUUCAUUAACAUUUAAAACUGCCAACUUGAUGGAUUAUUGUAAUGUAACGACCCUUUAUUGGUGAAUUAGUACCAUUUAUUAUAACGUAUGAAUUAUUAACUUUUACUGACACUAGUGGCUCAACAGCCAGAGAGAGUUCACAACCAAAGAGUUGUUUUUAUUAAAUCUUUAAAGCGUUUAUUGAAGAUUCACAAAGCGUGUGCUAAAGUAUUUAACGCUGAUUUAACAGGAAGUGGAACCAAAAUAAGGUGUAUAAAUUAUAGAAAUAACAAGUUUGAUGUGAUGAUCUUUAGAUGGUGAUGUUGAGGUAAAAGAAGAGUAUGAAUGAAGGUGUGAUCUUUAGAUAACACUUCUCUGGAAAGCUCCAUGAGGUUCAUUAAUACUUAGAAAGGUGUAAAUGUAAAGUGUGAUGGCGUCGGGCAGCAGGGAUAUCCUCAUGUUCAUGUUUAUUAAUGUUCUCUGUGAAAUACUUUGUCGGCGUAAAUAGUUUGUAAUUGAAACACUUGAAGACCAUUUUGUAAAUAAUGAAAAUAUUCUCAGGGUUUAGAUAAUAUACUCAGAACUACAGCUACAGACUCUGACUCGCUGAGUUAAACCGGAUCAACCGGUGAACGCUCUCAGGACAAGAGGUUCACUGAAUCCCGUCAGCUGACUUGCUUUUUCAAACACAUUUAGAGGUUUGUUGUGAUCAUCUUGGACGUGAUCCAGUCAACAAGGUGUGAUGUGGAGGAUCAGUGAAAGUCCUCCAUGACUGAUGAACAGGUCCCGAGUUCCUCUGUGAUCCAAACAGGGUUCCUCACUUCACCCAGAAGAGAACCUUUAAAGAUGAACCUGCAGAGACACUCUCAGGUCUCGUGAAGGAGCUCCUCAGGGAACCGUGCUGGGUCCUCUGGGAUUCCCACAACACGAGCUGAUGUACCAGAGUUCAUUAGUGUUUUUACCACAUCGUCACUAUUUAUUAGAAUAACAGAGCGUCUGCAUAUUUACAGGAACCCGCAAUGGUUCCUGGGAGCUCUGCUGCCCAACAGGCUGCUCUAGAGUCAGUGCUUUACAGAACAAAACCAACGGAACAGAAACCUCUAGGGUUGAAAAAAGUUAAGAUUAAAGUCACAUAAACCAUUUUCUAUGAAUCAAAUAUUGGACUACGGUGCCAAUAAUGAAUUAUUAUUGAUGUGGAUCAGUUUCAGAACUCAGAAUCAUGAUUGCUCAAGAAGCCUUCAGGCUACGUGAGACUUUUAGUUGUUCCACUGACGUCAGAGGUUUGUCUUCUGUGUUUAAGGUUUGAGCCGCUGUUCUGUUACAUUUCUGUUUUUGUUUUCAUGUUUUCACUCUUUUCUGCUGAAUGUAUUUAUUUGUACAGUGUUUUCUCAUUCAUCAGUCUUUCUAGUUAUAUGUGUAGCUUGGGUUGCAGGAUAAUUAACCACUCUUAAAGAUAGAGCAACAUGAUUCUUCGUAGUACGAACAUUUUUCAUUAGUUUGGGGAUUUAAACUCAUUUUAAGAUGAAACAGACACAGGUUUAGGUGAAUGUACAGAGUAGACAAAUAGAAAUAUAGAAAUGUUCUUCUAAUGUUUCUCUCUUAACUGACAAAUCUCAAAACACUCAGUGGUUCUGAUCAUCUGUCAGCUAGUGAAGGAGAUCAAAGGAUCAGACUGGAGAACACAGAUUGAGUUUUGAUUCCAAACAUAAUUACAGAUACAUAUUUUUUUUUUCAUAAUAAUUACUAUAAUUCACUGUUUAUAAUAAAAUAUUUGUUCUUCAUGUGA
Anarrhichthys ocellatus (wolf-eel) is the source of this 4633-nucleotide messenger RNA. RefSeq names its product suppressor of tumorigenicity 14 protein-like. Gene Ontology annotation, cellular component: extracellular region. The transcript is spliced from 17 exons. Gene Ontology annotation, biological process: proteolysis; complement activation. Gene Ontology annotation, molecular function: serine-type endopeptidase activity; protein binding. Lineage: Eukaryota; Metazoa; Chordata; Actinopteri; Perciformes; Anarhichadidae. The record is from RefSeq and is a predicted model, not a curated record. The coding region runs from base 252 to 2609 and encodes 785 amino acids.